AUGGGUUAAACUUGUACAAUGAACACAUGUUGUAAGAAGGAAGAGGUUUAAACUAUAAGAAAUUCAGGAUUAUCUCUAGAAAUCAAAAUUAAAAAGUCAAAACAUUCUCAAUAAAUAAAUAAAGAAUAGGAAAAAGUAGAGGAUAAAAAAUAAAAAAAGAAAAGUGAUACUGUUUCUGAUUUAAUGAUUUCUUCACAACAUAGCAAGGUGUCUAUAAAGUAAAUUGAAAUGAAUCUUCCAAUUCAAAAUUAAGAUGCGAACUAAAAUCCUCUAAUACAAAAGAGUAUGGCAAUUAAUGAGAGAAUUAAGCUUCCAGUAAAAAUGUAAAAUUUAUAUAGCUAAUAUUCUUACCAAAUGGUUCAUCAUAUGAAGGGGAGUGGUUUCAAGGAAAAAGAGAUGGAUAUGGUAAAUAAUCUUGGCCAGAUGGAUCAAUUUAUGAAGGGGAAUGGAAAGAUGAUAAAUCUUGUGGAAAAGUAAAUUGAAAAUUAAUUCAAUAGGGAAAACUAAUUCACGCUGAUGGAGAUGUUUAUGAUGGCGAUUGGAUUGAUGAUGCUGCUAAUGGAUUAGGAAUCUAUAUUCAUGUAAAUGGAGCAAAAUAUCAAGGAGAGGUAUAGGUUUUAACACAUUAGUAAGUGGUUAAAUGAUAGUUAACAUGGAAGAGGUAUAGAGACUUGGCCAGAUGGAGCUAGAUAUGAAGGAGAUUAUUAAUUUGGUAAAAAGCAUGGCAAAGGGAAAUUAAAUUUUGCUGAUGGUUCUUGUUAUCAAGGUAUAUUUAGCAUUUACAUUUUAGGGGAAUUUUAUAAUAAUGAAAUUCAAGGAUUUGGAAAUUAUUAAUGGACAGAUGGAAGAGUAUAUGUUGGAUAAUGGAUGAAGAAUAAAAUGCAUGGUAAAGGAGAAAUAAAGUGGCCAGAUGGAAGAUAAUAUAAAGGAGUAUUAAACUUUAAAUAAAUUAGGAAUACUAAAACGAUAAGAAACAUGGUAAAGGAGUGUUUCUUUGGGAAGAUGGAAGAAAAUAUAUUGGUAUAUGGUAGGGAGGUAAAUAGUAAGGGGUUGGAAUUUAUUAUUCUACUGAUAAUGUUAUGAGAAUUGGAGAAUGGGUAGAAGGGAAAAGAGUUAAAUGGUAUGAUAAAGAAGAAAUACAUGAAUUAGAAAGAAAAGGUAUUAUAGAGGAACUGUAAAAUUAAUGA
Paramecium pentaurelia is the source of this 1187-nucleotide messenger RNA. Lineage: Eukaryota; Ciliophora; Oligohymenophorea; Peniculida; Parameciidae. The record is from the annotation of a GenBank genome assembly.